This is a messenger RNA of Brassica napus (rape), 3883 nucleotides long. RefSeq names its product zinc finger BED domain-containing protein RICESLEEPER 2-like. The coding region runs from base 891 to 2516 and encodes 541 amino acids. The transcript is spliced from 2 exons. The record is from RefSeq and is a predicted model, not a curated record. Gene Ontology annotation, molecular function: DNA binding. Lineage: Eukaryota; Viridiplantae; Streptophyta; Magnoliopsida; Brassicales; Brassicaceae.
AUUCUUUUUUUUUUUUUCCACAUAAAGUAAACUUUUAAAUGAUGUCAUUACUCCAAAAAUACAACUUGGUGUUUGAUGAUGCCUUUAUGAAUUAUGAUUAGUUGAUUAUUAUAACUCAAAUGUCUGUAUUUUAUAUUCACAAUUCAUAAUGCAAAGUCGCAAUUGACAUAUGUAGAUACUUUCCAGAUUUGUAAAAUAUUUUUUUUCUCAAAGUGUCCUAAUCGCUUCAGUGAUUCUUAAAAGGUAGUUGGAGUUAAAUAAUUUAUGUUUACUAUUUAAAUUUUGCUAUACCUACUAUUCUUUAUCGUACUCAGAGGCUACACAUAAAUCAACACUUUUGAGAAUAACUGGUUUGGCUGAAGGGACUUCUUGAAGAUUUCGAAAUCACUUCAUCCCAACCAAUUACACUUCAAUACUCCAUUGUGAUGACCUGAUAAUCAACCAGUCAUGUACAUUGCACCUAACUCUGUUUUUCGUCAAAAGACAAAACUAGAGAUGUUAUAACGGGUUUCUUUAGCGGGUUUUUAAUGGGUAUUAAAAAUAAACAAAAGUCCAUUUAGACCCAAUUAGGGUACUGGGUUUUUAAUGGGUUAUCCGAUUAAGACCCACUUAUUAUAUGGGGUUUAGCUAAAAUAAAUGGGGAUCCUACUAACCCAUUUAAGUUUUUUUUCUUUAAUCAAAAACGUUGUUGGACAGAUUUUCUAAUUAUAUAAAAAAAAAAAAAAAAUCUGUCUACUCUUUCUCUCCGCCGAAUCUCAAUCUCUACAAGCAUCGAAUGUUUGAUCUCUCUUCCUAUCAACUUCCAUAUUUAUAUCUUCUGGGUAUCGUUUAUUUUAGUGGACGGCGGAGAAUCAUCAUCGGUCGGAGAAGGACAAAAAAAAAGUUACAUCAUGGAUCAGUUAAUAGACAUGAAUGAAGAAGAUGCUCUAGCUGAGAUAAAUUUAGAAGAUACACAACCACAAGCACAACAAAGUGAAACUCAAGUAGGGGAAUCAACUCAAGCUCCACGCAAGAGACGUAAAACAUCGCUCGUUUGGGAAGACUUUGUGUCUGUGGGAGUAGAAGAAGAUGGCAAAGAAAGGGCCAAGUGUUUGCAUUGCGGUACGAAGUUAGUGACACGUAGUGAAACGAAUCACAACUUUGGGACUCAUCAUCUUCAACGCCACUUGGAUACUUGUUCAAAGAAGCCUUUGAAGGAAGCUAAACCUGCAUAUGAUCAAAAGAUAGAUCGUGGUCUAAUUAGUGAGGUAAUCAUAUAUCAUCUCCCUUUUAGAUAUGUAGAAUAUGAGAAGGUCCGAGAACGAGACAAGUAUUUAAAUCCAGAGUUUCAGCCUAUUUGUAGACAGACCGCUGCUGCUGAUGUUUUUAGGAAGUAUGAAAUAGAAAAAGAAAAGCUGAAAAAAGUGUUUGCUAGCCACCUUGGUCGGGUUUGCUUCACUUCUGAUCUCUGGACAUCUCGUCCUCAUAACUUAGGAUAUAUAUGUCUUACUGCGCACUUCAUUGAUGAUGGUUGGAACUUGCAUAGUAAGAUUCUGGCUUUUUGUGAUUUUAAACCGCCACACACAGGAGAAGAAAUCGCUAAUAAGAUUUUCGAGUGUAUGAUGGAAUGGGGUUUAGAUAAGAAGGUGUUCUCUAUUACCUUGGACAAUGCUACUAACAAUGAUAGUAUGCAGAGAAACCUCAAGGAAAAGCUUCAGAUGAUUAGUGGUUCUGGCUUGUUACGUGAUGGCAAAUUUUUGCAUAUAAGAUGUUGUGCUCACAUUCUGAAUUUGAUAGUAAAAGAAGGCUUAGAAUUAGCAAAGGAUCUCCUGUAUAACGUCAGGGAAAGUGUUAGAUACGUGAAGGCAUCUCAGACAAGAAUUCAAGUGUUUGCAGCGUGUGUAGAGGGAGUGAGGAGUGGAAGUGGAGCUGGUUUAUCACUGGAUGUUCCUACUAGGUGGAAUUCUACGUAUGAAAUGCUAGUUAGGGCAUUGAAGUUCAGGAAAGCAUUUGAAAACUUGGAUGUUGUUGACAGAAACUACCAUUCAUUACCUUCUGAAGAUGAGUGGAAUCGUGGAGAAAAAAUAAGUGAGUUGCUGAAACCUUUCAGUAUCAUUACUACUCAUUUUUCAGGAUCUAAGUAUCCCACAUCUUGUGUGUACUUCACUCAAGUUUGGAGGAUUGAGCUACUGCUGAAAAAUUUUGCGAGUUGUGAUGAUUAUGAUCUGAGGCAAAUGGCUAAAGAUAUGCAAGUUAAGUUUACUAAGUACUGGGAAGAAUACAGCAUCAUUUUGGCUAUGGGAGCAAUAUUAGAUCCAAGAAUGAAGUUGGAUGUGCUUGAGAAAGCUUAUGAGAGAGUGGAUCCUGCUACUUCUAGCUUAAAACCUGAAGUACUUAGGACUAACUUGAUUGAUCUUUAUAAGGAGUAUCAGGAUGGGACCCGAGGCAGUUCUUCAGGUGCUUCAUCUGUUCCAAAUCCACAGGAUCUAGUUACUGAAUCUCCUCUUGAAGAUGAUUUAGACAAUGUAAGUUCUUAGCAUCAUCACUCAUAUUUUUCAUUUACCCGGCCGUUUGGUUGCUUGAUUGAACUCAUUUACAUGAUCUAGUUGCUUCUAACUUUCAAUUUAAUAUUAGGAUCUCUUUGAACUAGAAAGAAGCCUUGGAAGUGAUAUGGGAAACACAAAAACACAUUUAGAUGUGUAUUUGGAGGAGAAAAGGCUAGAUAGAAAGUCAUUUCCUGAUUUGGAUGUUUUAAGCUAUUGGAGAGAGAACCAGUCUAGAUUUGGUGAUUUAGCUACUAUGGCACGUGAUAUUCUUAGUAUCCCAAUCACUACAGUUGCUUCAGAAUCAGCAUUUAGCAUUGGUGGUCGAGUCUUAACUCCCUACAGAAACCGUUUGCUUCCCAAGAAUGUUCAAGCUUUGCUUUGUAGCCGUAACUGGCUGCGUGAAUUUGCAGAAUAUGAAGGUAAAUUUCAUAAUUUAUUAAAACUAUUGUAUAAUGUGUUUUAUGCUAAUUCACCUGUUGACUUGUAGGUACUACAGAAGAUGUUGAUGAUAUGUGCAAGGAAGAUGAUGUUGGGAAGACUACAAGUGCUUCUGGAGUUGGAAGUUCAAGAUCAGAAGGCUCAAGUGUACCACCAUGAAACAUGUUUGAGACUUUCUUUUAUUAUGUUUGGAAACAUAACGAGAACAAUUUGGUGCCUUUGUUUUGGUAGUUAUUGAACUUGUUUAAGUUAUUAAGUUUGUUAUUGUAAUGCCACUUUGAGAUUCUAGUUAUUUGAUUAUAUAUUUGCUGGCAUCAGUCGUAUGUAGCAACUAGCAAGUAAGCAACUCCAUUAUUCUUGUUUGGUGUCUCACAGUUUCACGACUCUCUCUUGAUCCUUGGUUUUAAUAUGUUCCCACAUUUGGGUUCAAUUAAUAUCAAAAGUUUCAAACAUUUCUUUCACAAUUGAAGAUUUUUUUAUUAUUAUACAUGUUUUCAAAUUGUUUUUAUUAUUUUAUUUUAUUUAAAUUAAAUUAAGUAGUGACCAUUAAAAAUUACAAUAUUAUUUAAGAAUAUAAAUUUUUGUACCAUAAAAUUUGAUUUACAAUAUAAUUAAAACAAGAAAGGUAUGAAACAAAUUAAAAAAAGAGUUAAAUGAGUCUAAAUGGGUCUUAAUGGGUCAAGGUAAAAUUUGUGGGUUUAAAUGGGGAGCCCUAAUAGACCUUAAAACUAAAUGGGUCUAAAUGGGGUGGGUUCUAAAUGGGGUGGGUUUACCCAUUUUAACAUCCCUAGACAAAACACAUUAAAGUUGACUACUACUACAUCAAUACAAGUUCAACCAGGGCUGGUUUAAGAGACAUGGCAAUGGGGUGUGGGCUCAGGGCCCCAACUUUCUUUUAGCAUAAAUAGUACUGGGAUAAG